This is a messenger RNA of Cryptomeria japonica (Japanese cedar), 1569 nucleotides long. Its product is annotated as putative UPF0481 protein At3g02645. The record is from RefSeq and is a predicted model, not a curated record. Lineage: Eukaryota; Viridiplantae; Streptophyta; Pinopsida; Cupressales; Cupressaceae. The transcript has a single exon. The coding region runs from base 1 to 1569 and encodes 522 amino acids.
AUGUUUGCUGCAGACAGGGUUGAAACUUCAAACUUCAUUAUUAUGAAUGGAAACAUAGACAUCAAUGAAGAAACUCAUACUGCUGAAGGAAACGGCCAAUACAGUGGUUCAACUGGUUCAACUGAAUCAUGGCUUGACCAAGUAAAGAGAAAAUCCGGUUCUGGGGACAAUAAGUGGCAAGUCUCUAAAAAUGUUUGCAUUUAUAGGGUGCCUAAACCCAUGAGAACCUCUCAAGACGAUGUCUAUGAUCCUUUUGUUGUAUCAUUCGGCCCUUUCCAUGACAAAAUGAAUCCUACACUAUCUAUAAUGGAUGAGCAUAAGAUAGAAGCACUCCGCAUAACAUCGGAAAGGCUCGGUAUGGAAGCAAAACAGUUCACUAAAUGGAUUGAAACAGAGUUCGAGGCUCGAAUUAGAGAAUGUUAUGCAGAACCAAUUGAGUGGGAUCGGGAAACGUUCUCAUGGGCGUUCGCAAUGGAUGCUUGCUUUAUCCUUGAAUUUUUAAAAGGGGCUACGAGGACUGGAAAACUGAGUGAGAUGGGCUGUCGUUUUAGCCUUGUGUUUCAAAAUUAUUGUCAAAUAAAUUCAAUGUCUUAUGGUAUAAUGGAUGACAUUAUGAAGAUGGAAAACCAAAUUCCUCUUUUUAUCCUCAAAUCUAUACUGACGAAGGAGUAUGGAGCAGAAGAGGCAGAAACACAGUUGUGUACAAUGCUGAUUGCCUCCAAUCGGUUCGACGGAUUUCCGUUCCGCUUCUCAUUUGCUUCCGGUGAAGAAACACCGCAGGCAUUUGAGAAACUGAGGAGUCAUGUACAGAAGGAUCCAGCUCACCUACUGGAUUUAUAUCGAAGGGUGAUCGAAUCUCUGCUAAGACAUUCAGGAAUGGAAUUAGAUUCUCAUCCUGAACCUGAUAACAGUGAUGUUGAAUCUGAAUCUGAUAACAGUGAUGCUGAAUCUGAACCUGGGAACACCAAAUGUCACCAUAGCUGUUGUGAAUGUCUCAUCGAUAUGCCACGUUCUUCAAAUGAUAGGAGGUGUAUCCCUAGUGCCGAAUUAUUACAGACAGCAGGUAUCAAAUUUAAACCAGGUCAAAUCGGUUUUCUACAGGGAAGAUUUAGAAAAAGCAUUCUUUUCCUCCCUCAAAUAAGAGUGAAUGGCAGCACAGAAACAUUACUCCGGAAUGUGAUGGCUUAUGAGGAGUGUCAAAGAUGUUCAUGGCAUCCUAAAAAGGCUGUGAUUUCGAAUUUUUUAGUUAUGUUAGAUUAUUUAAUUGAUUCAGCGAAAGAUGUUUCUGUACUCCGAAAAGGUCAGGUGAUUUCGAGCUUGGCCUGCAGUGACGAAGAUAUAGCUUACAAAUUUAACAAUAUAACUAAAGGAAUCACAGCUGGAACAUACAAUGGGUUCGAGAAGGUGAUGAAAGAGGCGAGAGAACAUUACAACAGGCAAUGGAAUGUUUGGAUAAGUCAAUUAAAGGAAGAACAUUGUUCAAGGCCAUGGUAUUUUAUCCCUGUUGCAGCGGGGAUAAUUCUUUUGGUUUUGACCUUUGUGCAAACUGUGUACACCGUGAAGCAUUAG